AUGGCUACCGACAAGGGACUCGAGGACGUCCCCGAGGGACAGAUCGAGUCCAACUACGAUGAGACCGUCGACUCCUUCGACGACAUGAACCUCAAGUCCGAGCUGCUCCGUGGUGUCUACGCCUACGGUUUCGAGCGUCCCUCCGCUAUCCAGCAGCGUGCUAUCAUGCCCGUCAUCAAGGGUCACGAUGUUAUUGCCCAGGCCCAGUCCGGAACUGGCAAGACUGCCACCUUCUCCAUCUCCGUUCUCCAGAAGAUCGACCCCGCGGUGAAGCAGUGCCAGGCUCUCAUCCUCGCCCCCACCCGUGAGCUUGCUCAACAGAUUCAGAAGGUCGUGGUCGCUAUUGGCGAUUUCAUGAACGUCGAGUGCCAUGCUUGCAUUGGUGGCACCAGCGUCCGUGAUGACAUGAAGGCCCUCCAGGACGGCCCCCAGGUCGUCGUUGGAACUCCCGGCCGUGUCCACGACAUGAUCCAGCGUCGCUUCCUCCGCACCGACGCCAUGAAGAUGUUCGUCCUUGACGAGGCCGACGAAAUGCUUUCUCGUGGUUUCACCGAGCAGAUCUACGACAUCUUCCAGCUCCUCCCCCAGUCCACCCAGGUCGUUCUCCUGUCCGCUACCAUGCCCCAGGACGUCCUUGAGGUCACCACCAAGUUCAUGCGUGACCCCGUCCGUAUCCUGGUCAAGAAGGACGAGCUUACCCUGGAAGGUAUCAAGCAGUUCUACAUUGCCGUCGAGAAGGAGGAGUGGAAGCUCGACACUCUAUCCGACUUGUACGAGACUGUCACCAUCACUCAGGCCGUCAUCUUCUGCAACACCCGCAGAAAGGUCGACUGGCUCACUGACAAGCUCACUGCCCGUGACUUCACUGUCUCCGCCAUGCACGGUGACAUGGACCAGGCUCAGCGUGACCUGAUCAUGAAGGAGUUCCGAUCCGGUUCUUCCCGUGUCCUGAUUGCCACUGACCUUCUGGCCCGUGGUAUCGAUGUCCAGCAGGUUUCGCUGGUCAUCAACUACGACCUCCCCGCCAACCGUGAGAACUACAUUCACCGUAUUGGUCGUGGUGGUCGUUUCGGCCGAAAGGGUGUGGCCAUCAACUUUGUCACCGCCGAGGACGUGCGUAUGAUGCGCGAGAUCGAGCAGUUUUACAGCACCCAGAUUGAGGAGAUGCCUAUGAACGUCGCUGACCUCAUUUAA
Molecule: messenger RNA, 1194 nt
Organism: Clonostachys solani
Lineage: Eukaryota; Fungi; Ascomycota; Sordariomycetes; Hypocreales; Bionectriaceae
Source: the annotation of a GenBank genome assembly